Messenger RNA from Monomorium pharaonis (pharaoh ant), 2239 nucleotides. RefSeq names its product RNA-binding protein Rsf1 (gene Rsf1). Gene Ontology annotation, cellular component: nuclear speck. Gene Ontology annotation, biological process: mRNA splicing, via spliceosome. Gene Ontology annotation, molecular function: RNA binding. The transcript has 3 exons. Lineage: Eukaryota; Metazoa; Arthropoda; Insecta; Hymenoptera; Formicidae. The record is from RefSeq and is a predicted model, not a curated record. The coding region runs from base 549 to 1169 and encodes 206 amino acids.
AUAAAGUGUAAUUGUGAUGCCAAGUAGAUAAAAAAUUAACCUGCAACUUGAUUAAUGCGCGCAUAUGAUGUUUAUAAAAUAUGAAUUAAUAUGUAUAAUCGUAAAUAGUUAGAAAAUAUCUAGUCGGGAGAGAUUUAAAAUAUUUUUAUUCGAUAUUUUUAUACACAGCUAAAAAGAAGUGUGUCGAAUAAGCUAUCCAAUAGAGGUUAAAUUUUUAAAUUUGCCGGUGGUUUGUCCAACGAUGAUGGCGGCGGCGGCAGUCGUAGCAGUGGCGGCGCGGCGGUGGCGGCGAGUGUAGCUUCGGCUUCGGCGUCUGGGUUAGAGGCCGUAUAUGUUCGACCGACGUGAUUCCCUGUGACUCCUGUGAGCGCUGUGAACCCCGGUGAAUCCGCUCCUAUCGAUUGCGCGGUUGCACUGACGUACGGUACGUGUACGUUUCUUAACAACGUUAGGACACCGUCUCCUCUUUUCCAUUCGUCUGCCCCGGCGAUCACGCCGAUUGGCGUGACAUAAGUGACCACUCGAGAGGCCAGCGGCUACGUGACAAGAUGACCCCAGAAGGAUAUACGCGCGUUUACGUGGGCGGGUUGAACGAGAGCAUCAAAAAGGAAGAUCUGCAGAUGGAGUUCGAGAAGUACGGCAAGCUGAACAAGGUGUGGGUGGCGUUCAAUCCGCCAGGCUUUGCCUUCAUCGAGUUCUUCAACAUGAACGAGGCCGAGCUAGCGUGCUGCAACAUGAACGGCAUGGAGAUAAUGGGUGCGAAAUUGCGAGUCGAGAUCUCCCGGGGUAGGGGCCGUGGGGGUGGUAGAGGUGGUGGCUCAGGUGGCUUCAGGGGCAGUCGGCAGGGGGUUGGCGGUAGGGACUUCGGCUCUCGGGGCGGCUCUACUGGGGCCGGUUACAGGGGCAGUACUUACGCUGAUUACGGAGGCAGCUAUUAUACAGGCAGGGGUGGUGGAAGUAGGGGCAGAGGUCGUUACGGAGAAGACUAUAUGUACAAUCGCAGCGGCGGGUAUGUUACGCGCGACGGAUAUACGCAGGAUCUCUACGGUGGUAGUAGCGGGGACAUCGGCGCCGACUACUAUACCGGGAAGGACACGAGCACAGCGAGGUAUCGAAGCCGCUCUCCCGCCGGCCGUGGCAGUCAUCGUCAUCUACGUGAAUGCACAUAAAAGAACUACGCUGCGUCUUGCCAAUCUGAACUGCGGGCCGAACAGCCACCCGCCUCGACGACUUCAUUUCUGUCCAACCUACACAGCGACCUGUAUAUAAACAAGAACUACCAUUGCAGUUUGCGCUGUGCAAAUGUUUUCCGUGCACCGUACCACUUUUCCCAUACAAUCCAUGUGGUCGCUGCCGCGGAAAACAUUUUCUAUUAACUCAAAAAGUUCCCUAGAAAACAUUUUUACGCGAGGCGCAUGAACCGUGCACGAACCGCCGGGUUCGAACGAUUAAUAUUUGAAAACGUAAUUAAUAUAGGACUGUAAUCUAUAGAGACUAUAAAACUAUUUACAAUUAUCAUUUUACUUUUGAACCGAAAUUUUAUUGCGGGUUUUUAGAUCUCUCCUUUCUUUGGUCGUUAAUAACACACGUUUUUAGACGUAUAGGAUUUUUGUUUGGUUUACAACUAUGAGACAGAUUUCAAGACAGAUUCAUUUGCAUUCAUAUACUCUCACGACCGUUAAAAUAAUAGCAUCUCGUAAUUUCGAGCUUGGCUUAGCUUACUAUUAUUUUCAGCUUUCUGAUAAGUUUUGAGACCGCGGUUAUGACGGUCUAUAAUCUUGUGAAUAUCAUUAUUACAUACUUAGAUAGAAACGUGUGCUCGCUUAACGUUCUACGAAUAGUAACGAUUUUAUAUGGAAUCGGAAAGGAGACAGUAAAAUAGCGCAUCACACUAGCCAAAUGCAAACUGCUACUCGCAUACAAAAGUUAACAAUUACUGUGCAAAGUCAGAGGAAAAGCAAAGUAGUAAUCUUGAAAAUUUCAACGCACAAAUGACGAGAUCAAAAAUCAUUGUGAAGCCAAAGCGUUCGCGUCUACACGAUAUAUCUUUCACGCGCUUCGAUUUUGUGAUACACGUGCGGAAACAGUGCUGCAUUUGGAAAGAGACAACUGAUCAUCCACUUUUGUCAUUUUGGAUGGUCAUAAAUAAGAAAGUGAUAAAAAUAGUGGUAAUGAUGUAUAUUAUCUCCACUGUAAAAGAUGGAAUUGGAAAUUGAGAUAUUAAACGAUUUGCGCUCUA